Molecule: messenger RNA, 10493 nt
Organism: Pogona vitticeps (central bearded dragon)
Lineage: Eukaryota; Metazoa; Chordata; Lepidosauria; Squamata; Agamidae
Gene: TNS1
Product: tensin 1
Biological process (GO): fibroblast migration
Cellular component (GO): focal adhesion
Molecular function (GO): protein binding
Source: RefSeq, a predicted model, not a curated record
UGGGGGGUGGAGAAGGCUGUGCUAAUAAGGUGGAGAUUGGGAAGGAAGAAAAUCCCUUUCCAGGCAUUUCUGAAAGCUUUUCCCUCUCUGCUUAAUCACUGCACACUGCUCUCCGAAGCUGUCCACUCCAGAAAGCGUCAGGCAAAUAGGUCUUGUCUUCUCCUUCACCAAUGCCUGAAUCCAAGACUUGGGCUUUUGUCCCACUCCAGCAGAAUACUGUGUAACUCCUUUUUCACUGCCAGCUUUAACUAACACAAUCUGUGCUGAGCAACUUUUGCACAAACAACUUUCUGGCUCUUGCUGGCCAUGACGGUGGGAAAAGCUAAAUAAAGGUGAGGCCGACAGUUUCCUGCCCCUUGGAUCUAAUAACAUUUACGGCGAAGGUGCCCUGUGAAACAAAACAGCCCAGCGGGAUGGAUUUCGGAAGCAUGAUGAACCAGGCUGCCACACCUUGCAUGCCUGCCAGCAAUCAUGAGCCGCCAUCCAGUGAGGAGAGCCCUGCGAAGCAUGUAGACACUCCGGUAUUUGCUAGAUCACCCAGACUUAUUCAAGCAAGACGAAAACCAUCAAGGAGCUUGAGCCUCAAUCCAGCCAUGGAGGACACUUGUGACCUAGACCUGGUGUAUGUCACAGAACGGAUCAUAGCUGUCAACUUUUCAAGUUCUUCAGAGGAGCAGAUAUUUUGCAGCAACCUGAAGGAGGUGGCACAAAUGCUAAAAUCAAAACAUGGGGACAACUACUUGCUUUUUAACCUGUCAGAGAGAAGGCGUGACAUCAGCAAGCUCCACUCCAGGGUGCUGGAUUUUGGAUGGCCUGACUUGUACACACCUGCACUGGAGAAAAUAUGCAGCAUCUGCAAGGCUAUGGAUACGUGGCUCAAUGCUGAUCCACACAAUGUGGUGGUGCUCCACAAUAAGGGGAACAGAGGCCGAACAGGGGUUGUUAUUGCUGCCUACAUGCACUACAGCAACAUUUCAGCCAGUGCGGACCAAGCUCUGGACCGGUUUGCCAUGAAGAGAUUCUAUGAAGACAAGGUGAUCCCAGUAGGGCAGCCAUCACAGAAGAGAUAUGUCCAUUACUUCAGUGGUCUGCUGACUGGCGCUAUCAAAAUGAACAACAAACCCCUUUUUCUACAUCAUGUCAUCAUGCAUGGAAUUCCCAACUUUGAGUCUCAAGGAGGCUGUCGGCCCUUCCUCAAGAUAUACCAGGCUAUGCAACUUGUCUACACAUCUGGAAUCUACCAUGUUCAGGGAGACAGCCAGACCAGCAUCUGUAUCACUAUAGAGCCUGGACUACUCUUAAAAGGAGAUAUUUUGCUGAAAUGCUAUCACAAAGAGUUCCGCAGCCCCACACGGGAUGUAAUCUUCCGCGUCCAGUUCCACACAUGUGCCAUUCAUGACCUGGCCAUUGUCUUCAAUAAGGAGGACCUGGAUGAUGCCUCUAAAGAUGAGCGGUUUCCAGAGUAUGGGAAGGUGGAAUUUGUGUUCUCCUAUGGUCCUGAGAAGAUUCAAGGCAUGGAACAUCUUGAGAAUGGCCCCAGUGUCUCAGUGGACUACAACACCUCAGAUCCACUCAUCCGCAGGGAUUCCUGUGAAAACUUCAACAUGCUCCAUGAAGACAGUAUGGAGGAGGUUGGGCACACCCAAGGGCCACUGGAUGGCAGCCUCUAUGCCAAGGUGAAGAAGAAAGACUCACUCCACGGCAGCACUGGCACUGUGAACACCAACCGUAUUGCUCUCUCGGCUGCUGCCAACCAUAUUGAGCACACGCUCUCAGUCAGCAGUGACUCGGGCAACUCCACUGCUUCCACCAAGACAGACAAGACGGAUGAGCAGGCAGCACCUGCAGUCCCCGGCAGUAGUGGAGGGAGCAAUCCUAUACUGACUCCUGAAGAGAAGCGGGAGCUGGAGAGCUUGCUCAGUGGCUUUGGCUUGGAAAACGAAGGUGCCAUGCAUAACCACAACCCCAGUGUAGGCGCCGUGGUUUCCUCUCCUGCAUCUGGGCGCCACAUAGUGCCUGCUCAGGUGCAUGUCAAUGGGGAGGCUGCUAGCUUGGUGGCAGAGAGGGAGACUGACAUAUUGGACGAUGAGUUACCCAACCAGGAUGGGCACAGCGUGGGUAGCCUGGGUACCCUCUCAUCUUUUGAUGGUACCACAAACACUAGUGACAUGGGCUACCAUGAGGCGCCCCGGAUGGAAAGCCUCUCUUCCUUGCCCAACGGUUCAUCCAACUUCAAUGGUAUAGACAAGCUGCAUGAUUCAGAGACUGUUAUCAAUGGUGGCUAUCCUUACAAUAAUCAGAACACCUUGCGGAGCAUGAUGGGGCGUCAUCCCCAGGAUCCAUAUGGCCACAUCCGGCCUUCUGUGUCUGCCCAAGACAAUUUGGCUGACUACUAUCAGCAUGGCUUCCCCACUCCUGCCUGGCUUCAACCCCAGCCACCAGCUUCCAGCCAGCAGUACCCCUAUGGCUAUGACCCAAAUGGCAUAUACCGCUCACAGUCCUUCCCCACGGCUACUGCUGAGACGCCUCAACUCCCUCAGGCACCAGCCCGGAGCACAAGUAGCCGAGAAGCUGUCCAGAGAGGACUUAAUUCUUGGCAGCAGCAAACAGGAGGUAGCAGGCCACCAUCUCGUCAGCAAGAUGGUGCCCAAGACAGCAAAAGCCCCAGCAUUUCCAGUGCAAGCCCUCAGCCCAGUCCUUCACAAACAGCUGCCUCUCAAAGCAUCAGCAUCCCCGAAUUUCCUAGAGUGGCCUCCCAGAAAGAGAUAGAGCAGUCAAUUGAAGCUCUCAACAUGCUCAUGCUUGACCUGGAUCCCUCUGCCUCGGUAAUGCACAAAUCCCAGAGCGUCCCAGUGGCCUCCAGAGAAGACAAGCCACACCCGGUGGUGCUUUCCAUGUCUGCCCAGCCUGUGACUGGUCCUCAAGUGGUGCAACCAAAGUCUACCAAUGCUUUUGGUCCCAUUCUAGGGAGCCCUUCGCACAACUCUGUAGGCACCGCUGUGUCCCCACUGCCUGAACCAGCACCCAAAGCUCAUCCCACAAGACUGUUUCUUCACAAUGUUGGAGAGCCAGAGUUCACAGCCCAGGAUUACAGAGAGGCCCACUCACCCUAUGGCUAUCAGAACCAACAGCCAGCUGUCACACAAACCAAAGGUUAUGGUCAGAGUGCAGGAAGCCCUCCUACCUCUCCCAGACCUCAUGCAAUGGCGUACAAGCUCAUGGAAGGGCAGCAUCCCCUCCUGACCUCUCCCCCAUCCCCUGGGAUGACGAUUCAAGCCCAGGUGCCAGGAAAGGGUGCAGAGAGUCAUGAAGAACCUGCCCGGCUUUCAGGGGAAGAACCUCUGCACCUGGAAGGUUUGGUGGCCCAGAGGAUAGCAGAAUACAACGCCAAACUCCGGGACAUCCGGAAGAGCAUAAAAAGCCCCCCUCCUCCUCUUCACCGACAACGAUCCUUCUCCUUUUCCGGAGUGCAGUCCCCACGGGAGAAGUCUCCCGAAGAAACCGAAGCCCCUGUCCGGAGACGUACUACCAGUGAGGGCCAGUAUGAGAACAGUCCCCAGGACCCAAGCUCACCACGAAGCCCUACUGUCCGAUCUCCAGUUCACUGUGUCUCACCUGAGGUGGUCAACACCAUUGCUGCCAACCCUGGAGGAAGGCCCAAAGAGCCUCAUCUCCACAGCUAUAAGGAGGCUUUUGAAGAGAUGCAAGGGACCCCUCCAAGCAGCCCACCUUCCAGCGGUGGUGAGACCUCCCCCCCAACCCCCGCCUUCCCUGUCUCACCACAAACCCCUUACAGUAACCUGUUGCGCUCUCCACCAGGACUGGCCAAAACUCCACUUUCAGCUUUGGGCUUAAAACCUCACAACCCAGCUGAGAUUUUGUUGCAGCAUUCUGGAGAACUAGAUGGGGAGACAAUAGUUGAAUCUGAUGAAGAGCCCCGGAGCUACGUGGAAUCGGUGGCCCGUUCGGCAGCAGGUGGAGGUGGAAGCAGCGCCUUUGGGAAGCCUCAGACAGCCCCAGCUCCCCAGGCCUACAACAUUGAGGCACCAGGGAAGAGUGGAUCUUUUGCCAACUCCUUCACCUCUCCAAGCCCUGUUGCUUCCAGCAGCCCCAUGCACAGCACCGAUGGGAUCUCCAUAGGCAGCUACCCAUCAGAGAAUAGCACCAGCGUAGCCGUACCGUCUCAGAACUCUGCCGAGUCCAGCUUCCAGUCUACUAACCUUUCUCAGGGGCCGUCGCCACACAGCAGCUACCAAAAUACAUCUUUGUCCACUCAGGGUCUCCCAACCUCUAUGAAUCCUGACUUCCCAGAUGGCCAAAGCAGCACCCAACAAGAAAGCCACCCAAGGUCUCAAGUCAUUGCAGGUGGGGUCCAUGUCAUGCCAGGGAGCCCCCACUCUCUCCACAGAACAGUAGCCACAAAUACUCCUCCUAGCCCAGGAGUUGGGCGAAGAGCUGUCAAUACCAACAUUGUGGCCACCCCAGGAAGCCCAGGUAUGAGCAGACAUUUAAUGGGUCUGCACAGCAACCUUGUUGCACCACCUGGGAGUCCAAACCUUUCUCGGCAUCAGCCUGUAAUCGGAGGCAGUAUGACGAUGGUCUCUGGAAGUCCCAACUUGGAUCGUCACAUAUAUGGUUACUCAACUCCAGAGGAGAAGCGUCCAACCCUGUCCCGCCAAAGCAGUGCCUCAGGUUAUCAAGCUCCCUCUACCCCAUCUUUUCCUGUCUCCCCAGCUUACUAUCCUGGAGUAAGCAGCCCACAUUCUUCUUCCCCUGACUCAGCAAUCUACAGGCAGGGCAGCCCCACUCCACCCCAACCACAGCUUCCAGAGAAAAGAAGGAUGUCGACAGGGGACCGGUCAAACAGCCUGCCUAACUAUGCCACGGUGAAUGGCAAGACCUCAUCACCCAUCUCCAGUGGCAUGUCUAGUCCCAGCAGUGGGAGUGGCAUGGCCUUUCAUCAUACUCUGCCAGAUUUCUCCAAAUUCUCCAUGCCAGACAGCAGCCCCGAGACCAGAGCUAAUGUGAAGUUUGUCCAGGAUACCUCCAAGUACUGGUACAAGCCAGAGAUUUCCAGGGAGCAAGCCAUUGCAUUGCUGAAGGAUAAAGAACCUGGUGCUUUUAUCAUUCGGGACAGCCACUCCUUCCGGGGAGCCUAUGGACUGGCCAUGAAAGUUGCUUCUCCACCUCCUGGUGUUGUGCAACAGAGCAAGAAAGGAGAUAUCACCAAUGAGCUAGUAAGACACUUCCUGAUUGAAACCAGCCCUAAAGGUGUGAAACUAAAAGGAUGUCCCAAUGAGCCGAAUUUUGGUUGCCUAUCUGCUCUGGUGUACCAACACUCCAUCAUGCCUCUGGCCUUGCCCUGCAAGCUGGUCAUUCCUGAUCGAGAUCCCAUGGAUGAAACAAAAGAGACAACCUCAUCUAGCAACUCAGCAACUGACUUGCUCAAGCAAGGAGCAGCCUGCAAUGUCCUCUUUAUUAACUCAGUGGAAAUGGAAUCCUUAACUGGGCCACAGGCCAUCGCCAAAGCCAUCACUGAGACGCUGGCUGCAGAUGCUCCACCUUCUGCUACUAUUGUCCACUUUAAAGUUUCAACACAAGGAAUCACCUUAACAGACAACCAGAGGAAGUUAUUCUUCAGACGACAUUAUCCCAUCAGCACUGUCACUUUCUGUGAUGUGGAUCCACAGGAGAGAAAGUGGACUAAGUCAGAGAGUGGUGGGUCUGCAAAGCUCUUCGGCUUUGUGGCAAGGAAGCAAGGCAGUACAACGGAUAACGUCUGUCACCUCUUUGCUGAGCUGGACCCUGAUCAGCCAGCGGAUGCCAUUGUCAACUUUGUUUCCAGAGUUAUGUUUGGCUCCUCUCAGAAGAGAUGAACUGAUGCCUUCCCCCAGCAGGGGGCUUCUUGCCCUUGAAUUUUGAAGAAGGACUUGGAGUUGUUCCGAGAGGGAGUGCGAGGAAGUGCAUUGUGAGCGAGGGAAGUGAACCAAGGGGCAGAAGGAGGGGGAAAGGUCUGAAUUGUUGGAGGCUCAACCUAACCCAAUGUAUGUACAAAGCAAAAAACAAACAAACAAACAAACCAAGGAACUCAUGCCACCGCCUUUCCUUGUCUGGAUUAAGAAGUGGAGACAGUUUGAGCUUUUGGAUCAGCAUGAAAGCAGAGAAUUCAGCCCCACAGGCCAAAGCACGGAUCUUAUUAACCUACGUGGGGUAGGACUAUAUAGUAGUUGCUUGUUUAGAAAAUAAGGCAAACACAAAUUUAAUCAUGAAUAUGUGAGCUGCAGGAAUCCCAUUGAAAGAUAUGCCAAACAAGCCGUCCUUGGUACCUGUUUGUGAAAGUAAUUGCUCCCAACUCUUUAACUGCUGAAUGUAUGAAGUGUGUGUGUGUGUGUGUGUGUGUGUGUGUGUGUGUGUGUCUGCACGCACGUGCAUGCAUGUGAGUCUGUGUAUGUGUAGUGCACACAUGUUUUAAUGUGUACCUGUGGAUAACUGUAGUGUUAGGGUCAUGCAUCUCCUGAAUGUUGAGAGUUGGUUAUUCAGAAUUUUUAUCUGUUUAUACCUGACGUCUGUCCUUCUUCCAAGGACAUAGGCCUCCAUCACUCCAGCUAUGGGGAAAGCUUCCUGAUCAGUUAUUAGUAUUGUGAGAUCUAUCAUAGAGUCUUACACACAUGUGCGCCCAUGCACACACACACACACACACGUAUGUAUGUCUGUGUUCAUAUACUCAUGGACAUAACAACUGUGCACAAGAGUUGCAGACUGGGUAAUCUUUCUCUAGCUAACAGUAGGAGCAUGCUAGCCAAAUCAAAAUAAUAUCUUCUGGUCUCCAUGCAUGGAGGUCCACAGUAGGUCAUUUCAACAGAAAACCUCCCUCAGGACAACACUGUCCCUAAAAUAUUAAAAUACCAGCAGUUUGAGAAUGCCAUUCCUUUUGCAGGUCAAGUAAAAGCCCUGCCUGGGUUUAUUCCCUUCUCCUUUGGGAGACAUGCAUGCGGAUUUGUACAAAGCAUGGAAAUUAUUCAUUAGCACCAAAAAAAUAAAAAUAUGAUUGGGGAAAGAGGAAAGGGGUGGGAAGAUUUUGUAGGGAUAAUCCUCAAAAAGACUCAGGUUGGUAUCUGGCUCAAGUGCAGCCAAAGGAGAUCCAACCAGCAGGGGCUGUAAUUGGAUGUUCCAUGUUUAGUAAGUAGAAAAAUUAAUCUAUUCUCUUGCUUCGUUGAACUUUGCUUUUGCUAAUACUGGUGGCACCAAGCAUCAGACAUUGUGCUGAUCUGCUAGCCCACAGUUGGCAAUGUUCUCCUUGAUUUACAUUGGUUGUGGAAAGGAAGGCAGUUCCUCUGCCUUGCACAUUUCUUUGGGCUGAAGAGCAAUUGUACAUCAAUUUCCACAGCAAAUGAGGUAGUGUUGUGCCAGGAGAAGAAGUGUGCCUUUCUCUGCUUGGCAUCUCCAACUAGUUCUUUUACUAGCAUGACUUCUGGCAUUCCUUAUGGAGCCACAUAAUCACUGUCUGUUAACCAGUGGCUCUGGGUAUCUUUGUCAAGAUGAGGCUGAAUCUUCAGGAGAUGUUUGCUUGGCCAAUGGAGGGAUCCAUUACAUGGUCUUCCUGUUGCAUGGUGGCAUUUUUCUCAUCAUCCUCUCAGGCAUCUGCAAUUGGCAAAUCCCAGACACAAACUCUCGUACUAAACAGACAAAGAGCUGUCCCCACAUAUCAAAUCCUAUGGGUUUAUUGUGAAUUCUUCAAUCUCUACUUAAAAUAGAGUCAAGGUCCCUGCUUAUUGCCUUGCCCCAUGAACUGGUCCAACAGGGACUAGGCAAGGACCUCUAAAAAGACAGUAUAGAUGGCAGCAGCAUGAGUUAAUGAGAAGAAGUAUUUGGUCUGUAAGACUUAUGCAUCCUCUCUUGGUAACACUGUGUGGGACUCAUAACAGACUUUUUGGGUGGGUGGGCUUUACAGCACCUCUACUCAUUAAGAACCAGUAAUGAAAAAAACAACAUCUCCCUUAAAUGUUUCCUUGGCUUUAAAAAAAUAUAUACUGAACCUGAACUAGUGGAGAGGAUGCUCUUUAGAGAUCUUCUCUGUGUGUUGAUGGGACUUGUAAGUCAUGCAACAUGCACUACAACUCAACCCACAAAUGCCAAGUCAUGCUGUUACCUAAAUUCCCCUAGAGAGUGUGGCUCUCUCAUUGCCUUGAUAUAAUAUAUUUAUAUAUAUAUGUAUGUAUGUAUGUAUGAAAUAUACUAAUAAUGUAAGUUAGUCAAAAAAAUUUAAAAGUGAAAUUUACACAAAAAGUAUUUAUUUUUUUUGCCAUAUCUCUUUCAUCUAUCCUUUAUUUCCUCCAGUAUUUGCAGCCCUACUCCCCUUCCCCUACAAUGUUAAGAAUUUCUUAUAUGUCUAGCUUAGGGGAAAGCGAUUAGUAUUCCUUACGUGGGCAAGGUAUCAAAAAGUGACGGCAACCCUGCAUUCUACCCAAGCCCCCUAAUUUUGUUUUGUUCUUGUGUGACAGGGCAAGGGAAACUGUAUGGCCUUUCUCAUAGCCAUCAACACACUGUUGAACAGUCUGCCUGAGCAACUGAGCAUGUAUGAAUUGGUACACUGUUGUGACAGAUGGGAGGGUCAGGGGUGUGUGUACGUGUGAAAGUGUGUGGAGAGAGACUAAUUUCUGGAUACUGUAUAAAGCAUGAGAUUUGCAUCGGAGAGCUAUGGCUGAGACAGGCGCUUGGAUGGAGUGGGAGCAUCAGGUUUUGGGGUCAUUGCCCAGGCUUUGUGCUUCAUCGAUAACCAGAUAGGAUGCCAGAGUUUGUGAAUGCUUAUUCUUUAUGUAGGUUACAAAUAUUUCCUUCCUUCUGAGAAAUUCAAGCAAGAUGAUCCCCCUGCCCCUUCUUGCCUGCAACUGUCUCACCCUGCCAUUAAUCAAUUAGCGAAACACUGUGUCUAUAGAUAUAUAAAUAUUAUAAAUAUACAUAUAUAUAUAUUUUUCGAAAGUCUCUAUUUUUCAGACUUCAUUCUUUUCCACUACUUUCAAACAUUUGCAGUCCCCCACCUCCACUUUUCACCUUCAACAUUUGCUGUCCUGCCACUAUUUUGUCAUUCAUUUUGUUUUGCCAUUCAGAAGUAAGCUUGUUAUAAGCAUCUAAUGGUAAUAUAUAAAUAAAUAUUAUCAUGGCAAACCCAUGCAUGUCAGCAGAGUAUCAGCUUCGUGCCAUGGACUGCUCACUAACUCACUCACUGAAGAUGAUAAUUUCAAGAUUCUUCUUCUUAAACAUCCUUGCUGAUUUUUUUUCCUCAUUUGUUUUAAAGGCAAAGCAAAUCACAUUAUGUAACUCACUGCUUCCCCAGCUUAUAUUCUAGACAAAAGCUGCAUUUUAAGAAUAACUGUUGUACGUAUCAUCACAGUGUUACCUAGGUCAGAUUCUCAGAUUCUCCAGUGUGGUUCUGAAUAUGGGGUUCACAAAAUAUAUGAGAGGCAGAGCACCCAGAGAGGCACAAACAAGGGCUGGAGAAGGGAGUAUUGAGAGCUCUCCACGGCAGAACCCGCAGUUUCUCUAUAUAUCUUGACUGGGUUUCCAAAGUGUGAAAUUACCUUUCCCUUCUUUCCCUCAACCAUCAAUAGUGCCUCUCCAGUUAUGUUUAAGAUCACAGAGAGAGAGAGAGAGAUUUAGCAUCUCAAGUCAGUCCAUUUUUAUGGACUGCCAAUACAAUUGUAACAGGAGUGGAACAUCCUUGGAUACAUGGGAACUGAGCAAAGAAAUCCAUUUUUAAAUUAUGUCACUUUUUUGGGGGGGGCAGGAAACAGUCCCCUCUUUCCCCUUUUCUGUCAUCUAUCUUUUAAACUGUUUGUCAAAACUAUGUUCCUGUCCAUUGUGAUCUGACUAGCGGUGUGCAGCCUUGGGCCCCCAAAUGUUCUUGGGCUAAAACUCCCCAAAGCCUUUGCCACUAGCUAUGCUGGUCAGGAGUGCUAGGAGUUGUAGCCGAAGAGCAUCUGGGGACCCACGGUUGAGAACCAUUGGCCUAAAUAUUUGUCUAUAAUGUGAGAAAGUGACUGGCUUGGUGAAUCACUGUUAGGAUGUCUCUCUCACACACACACCUCUUAAAUCACACUCACAGUCUCCAUAGAUAAGAGAGGCUGUUUUGUGACACAGAUGUACUUGAGAGGUGGAGGAGAGGGUCUAGAUCCCAUUUAGCUUGCCUUCUGUUGAAUCCAAAUGUGGAAGGAGCCACUAGAAUUUCCAAACAAAUUGAUGGCCUUUGUGGAUUAUUUCUUCAAAGAGCACAAGAUUCUUCCAUUGGAGACACAUUACCUUAUUUCGAAUGCUUGGGACUGAGAUCUAAUGUAAUUUUUAUCUCAUGUAUGCUAUGUAAUAAUGUUACUAUUUCAAUAGAUGGUGUUAUAUUUUAAUGCACAUGCAUACCAAUGCCCUCCACCAUGCUCAAAUAACUGCAUAAUCUUGCCAAAGAUACCUGUUUGAAAUGCACUUUCCUCUUCUUGUUGGUUGUA